Messenger RNA from Dibothriocephalus latus, 372 nucleotides. The record is from the annotation of a GenBank genome assembly. NCBI's taxonomy places the organism in Eukaryota, Metazoa, Platyhelminthes, Cestoda, Diphyllobothriidea, Diphyllobothriidae.
GGUGGUGGUGGCUGUUACAAGGUGCCCAGCUAUUGCACCCAGAAUCCUGUACCCAACAUACCGGAGAACAACCAGGUGCGUCUGCUGACCUACCGAGGCGCCCGUCUGGCUGCCUUCACGGUUGAGGGCAGGGAGUUAAUCUGUCUGCCGCAGGCCUUUGAACUCUUUCUCAAACACCUUGUCGGUGGGCUGCAUACAGUCUACACGAAGCUGAAGCGUCUGGAGAUUGUGCCGGUGGUGUGCAAUGUGGAACAGGUCCGCAUCCUCCGUGGACUGGGAGCCAUUCAACCGGGCGUGAAUCGCUGCAAACUCAUCGCACCCCUGGAGUUCGAUGUGCUCUACGCUGACUGUACCACCUCCAGUGCUGCUUAG